CCCCGCUCCGACGCGCUAAAGCCCACCAUGGCCGCAGACAAGGUAUCGCACGACACCCUCGAGGACGUCCAGACCGAGAAGGAGGGAGUCGUCCUCGACACCCUCGACGCCGGAGGGCACCACGGUCGCUCCGUCCACGAACGGCAGGUCCUCAGCAAGAAACAGACUAUCAGUGCAUACUUCACCAUCGCUGCUGCCGCCUUCGGUCUCAUCAGUGAUGGAUAUCAAAACAGCGUCAUGACCAUGGCCAACGUCGUCUUCAAAGAUCUGUACCCGACAGCCUAUACCUCGGAUGUAUCGACCCGCGUGUCCAACUCGCUCCUUGUCGGUGCUAUCAUCGGUCAGAUUAUUGUCGGUAUCAUUUGCGACCGUAUUGGCCGUAAAUUUGCUCUGAUCGGUACGACCUUAUUCAUCGUCGUCGGUGCCAUCCUCGGAACCGCCGCCCAUGGUGCAAAUGGCAGCGUUCAGGGACUCUUCUGGUUCCUAACCUUCGCUCGCGGUAUCACUGGUAUUGGUGUAGGUGGUGAAUAUCCCGCAUCCUCCACAUCUGCCAGCGAGGCGGCGAACGAGAAGAUGAUCGCGAAUCGCGGGCCUGUCUUCAUCAUGGUCACAAACUUUGUGCUGAGCUUCGGCGGACCCCUCGCUGUCUCCAUCUUCCUCAUCGUCCUAUCCGCUGCGGGCGAGGACCAUUUGCCUACCGUCUGGCGUGUCUGCUUCGGCAUUGGCAUUAUCCUCCCUCUUACCGUAUUCUAUUUCCGUUUGAAGAUGCUCAGCUCUGUGCUGUACAAGAAGGGUGCCAUCAAGCAUCGCGUCCCCUACCGGCUUGUCAUCAAGCGUUACUGGCAUGCUCUCAUCGGCACCUGCGGCGCCUGGUUCCUCUACGACUUCGUCACCUUCCCGAAUGGUGUCUUCUCGGGCACGAUCAUCAGCAGCGUCAUCCAUGACAACAGCAUCAGGCGCACUGCCGAGUGGCAGCUCCUGCUCGGCACCCUCGCACUCCCAGGUGUCUUUGUCGGUGCUUUCCUCUGCAACCGCUUCGGCCGCCGCAACACCAUGAUGCUCGGCUUCAGCGGAUACCUCAUCUUCGGUCUCAUCAUCGGAUGCGCCUACGACAGGAUCACAAACAUCAUCCCGCUCUUCGUCAUAUUCUACGGUUUCAUGCAGUCCUUCGGCAACAUGGGCCCGGGCGACAUGCUCGGCCUCGUCUCCGCCGAGUCGUACGCGACGGCCGUGCGCGGGACGUGCUACGGCCUGUCCGCGGCGGUCGGCAAGACCGGCGCCGCCAUCGGCACGCAGGCGUUCACGCCGAUCCAGAACAACCUCGGCAAGAAGUGGACGUUCAUCAUCGCCGCUAUCUGCGGCGUCACCGGCAUCAUCAUCACCUACUUCUUCGUGCCCGACAUGACCGGCGUCGACCUCGCGGACGAGGACCGCAAGUUCAUGGCCUACCUCGCCGAGAACGGCUGGGAAGGCGACGUCGGCGAGGACCUGGCGAGCGAGGCGUCGAGCAUCGACGACGCGGAACUCGAGAAGCAGCAGCCCAUUCAGUGACCCGCUUCUCUACGCUUUUCAUGCCCUGGUCACAGUUGUAUUCUUCGCUCUUGGGACGUGUACUAGUUUCUACGAUGUAGCUAAGUUCUGCCAGCCCAUUCCGAUAGACGGGCCAGAAGUGGUCUCGACGCGGGCGGAUUACCGUACAAAAUUUACUGUAUU
Molecule: messenger RNA, 1713 nt
Organism: Phanerochaete carnosa HHB-10118-sp
Lineage: Eukaryota; Fungi; Basidiomycota; Agaricomycetes; Polyporales; Phanerochaetaceae
Exons: 8
Coding region: 28-1551 (507 amino acids)
Biological process (GO): transmembrane transport; carboxylic acid transport
Cellular component (GO): plasma membrane
Molecular function (GO): carboxylic acid transmembrane transporter activity
Source: RefSeq, a predicted model, not a curated record